UUCACAAAACUGUGUAAAGGAGCAGAUACUCAGUGCUUGCGUGCUACCUUCAUACACACACACACACACACACACACAGUCAGUCCACUUCGUUCAGUUGGUCAUCUUUGGAGAGGUGUGCUCAUCCAGUGUGAUAAAUAUUUCACACUUUGCGUGUUUUAUGCUCAAGAUGGACCAGAAAGACACCGAUAUGAAUGAAAAGGGAGUUACUUCUUCGACCAGUGGAGUUGUGGUCCAAGUAAGAGAGAAGAAAGGACCUUUGCGUGCAGCUAUUCCAUACAUGCCAUUCCCAGUAGCAGUAAUAUGCCUAUUUCUCAACACUUUUGUUCCUGGUUUAGGUACAUUCGUGUCGGCCUUCACGGUGCUGUGCGGAGCGCGGACGGACCUGCCCGACCGCCACAUGUGCUGUGUGUUCUGGCUGAACAUCGCAGCAGCCUUCAUCCAGAUCCUCACGGCCAUCGUCAUGGUGGGCUGGAUCAUGAGUAUAUUCUGGGGCAUGGACAUGGUCAUCCUGGCAAGUCUAUACAGGACAUUUUCGAGCAGACCAUCAUAAGACGGGUCAGAAAAGGUCCAGAAAGGUCAUAUCGUACCCCACAUGUACUGAACAGAGAUUUUCAGCUGAUGCCAUUAGGGUGGUGUUAUAGGUUGCCUAUAUGCAGGCUGAACAUAUACAAACAUUCCUUUGUCCCCCCUGUCAAUAAAAUGUCUAAACAGUAAAAGAGACACCGAGGUAGGAUUGGAGCCUGGCCAGUAGGCCUUAAAUCACCAAUAAAAAGUUUGGACACACCUACUCAUUCAAGGGUUUUUCUUUUUUUUUUUACUAUGUUUAACAUUACAGAAUAAUAGUGAAGACAUCACAACUAUGAACUAACACAUGCGGAAUCAUGUAGUAACCAAACAAGUGUUAAACAAGUCAAAAUAUAUUUUAUGUUUGAGAUUCAGCCACCCUUUGCUUUGAUGACAGCUUUGCACAUCUUGGCUUUCUCUCAACCAGCGUCAUGAGGAAGUCUUGAAGGAGUUCCCACAUAUGCUGAGCACUUGUUGGCUGCUUUUCCUUCACUCUGCAGUCCAAACUCUCAUUCCUUCAACUCUCAUUCCAAACCAUCUCAAUUGGGUUGAGGUCGGGUGAUUGUGGAGGCCAGGUCUUCUGAUGCAGCACUCCAUUACUCUCCUUCUUGGUCAAAUAGCCCUUACACAGCCUGGAGGUGUGUUGGGUCAUUGUCCUGUUGAAAAUAAAUUAUAGUCCCACUAAACACAAAUCAGAUAAGAUGGCAUAUUGCUGCAGAAUGCUGUGGUAGCCAUGCUGGUUAAGUGUGCUUUGAAAUCUAAAUAAAUCACAGACAGUGUCACCAGCAAAGUACCCCCAUACCAUCACACCUCCUCCAUGCUUCACAGUGGGAACCACACGUGCGGAGAUCAUUCGUUCACCUACUCUGCAUUUCACAAAGACAUCGCGGUUGGAACCAAAAAUCUUACAUUUGGACUCAUCAGACCAAAGGACAGAUUUCCACUGGUCUAAUGUCCACUGCUCAUGUGACAUGGCCCAAGCAAGUCUCUUCUUAUUAUUGGUGUCCUUUAGUAGUGGUUUCUUUGCAGCAAUUUGACCUUGAAGGCCUGAUUCAAGCAGUCUCCACUGAACAGUUGAUGUUGAGAUGUGUCUGUUACUUGAACUCUGUGAAGCAUUUAUUUGGGCUGCAAUCUGAGCUGCAGAUAACUGUAAUGAACUUGUCCUCUGCAGCAGAGGUACAGUGGUUCUUCCUAGAAAAGUUUUGAGCUUAUGCCGUGACCGUUAGUGGUAGAUGGUGGCAUUCUGUCAUUGCACCACACCAUCACAAGGUGGAGUUGGAACGCUGAUCUACCGGUAGUCUAAACUGUGGCAAUUAAUGGAGGCGUUUUCAGUCUGAGAGUCUCUCCUCUGGCACUAGAGUCCUGCAUCAGCCAACAACCACAAAAACUGUUGGUGGUCCUGGAGUUAAGAGAGAACUUGGGUAAAUACCAAAAAAAUAAAAAAUAAUCAUCUUUAUUUAACCAGGUAGGCCAGUUGAGAACAAGUUCUCAUUUACAACUGCGACCUGUCCAAGAUAAAUUACACAUAAACAAACAUACAGUCAAAUACACAAAAGAAAAGAAAAAUCUAUGUACAGUGUGUGUAGAUGUAGAAGAGUAGGGAGGUAGGCAAUAAAUAGGCCCUAGAGGCAAAAAUAAUAACAAUUUAGCAUUAAAACUGGAGUGAUAGAUAUGUAGAUGAUGAUGUGCAAGUAGAGAUACUGGGGUGCAAAAUAGCAAGAGGGUAAGUAAUAAUAUGGGGGUGAGGUAGUCGGGUGUACUAUUUACAGGUACAGUGAUCGGUAAGCUGCUCAGGCAGCUGAUGCUUAGAGAGGGAGGUAUAAGACUCCAGUUUCAGAGAUUUUUGCAAUUCGUUCAUUUCAUUGGAAGCAGAGAACUGGAAGGCAAGGCGGCCAAAGGAAGUGUUGGCUUUGGGGAUGACCAGUGCAAUAUACCUGCUGGAGCGCGUGCUACGGGUGGGUGUUGCUAUGGUGACUAGUGAGCUGAGAUAAGGCGGGGCUUUACAUAGCAAAGACGUAUAGAUGAUCUGGAGCCAGUGGGUUUGGCGACGGAUAUGUAGUGAGGGCCAGCCAACGAGAGCAUACAGGUCCUAGUGGUGGGUGGUAUAUGGGGCUUUGGUGAUAAAACGGAUGGCACUGUGAUAGACUACAUCCAAUUUGCAGAGUAGAGUGUUGGGGCUAUUUUGUAAAGGGUGCGGGCAGCAAUCGGUUGAAGAGCAUGCACUUAGUUUUACUAGCAUUUAAGAGAAGUUGGAGGCCACGGAAGGAGUGUUGUAUGGCGUUGAAGCUCGUUUGGGGGUUUGUUAGCACAGUGUCUAAAGAAGGGCCAGAUGUAUACAGAAGGGUGUUGUUUGCGUAGAGGUGGAUCAGAGAAUCACCAGCAGUAAGAGCGACAUUAAUAUUUACAGAGAAAAUAGUCAGCCCGAGAAUUGAACCUUGUGGCACCCUCAUAGAGGCUGCCAGAGGUCCGGACAACAGGCCCUCCGAUUUGACACACUGAACUCUAUCUAACUCAAUGGGGAAAUUUCACUUGACAUGUCGACUGCCGAUUUUCCCAAAAAUAGGCACGGUGGGCUUUUAGUUUCUCUCCAUCUAAAAUCAGAAAUAAAUCAUCUAAAUAUCAAACUGGCUACAUUUACAAAUUAGGAAGAAUGUCUCAUUGCAUGUUCAAGAAUGUCCUUUUAUUUAACUAGGCAAGUCAGUUAAGAAUAAAUUCUUAUUUACAAUGACAGUCUAGGAGCAGUGGGUUAAUUGCCUUGUUCAGGGGCAGAACAACAGAUUUUUACCUUGUCUGCUCACGGAUUCGAUCUAGCAACCUUUCAGUUACUGGCCCAGCCCUUUAACCACUAGGCUACCUGCCACCCCACGUUAGAAUUGCUCACUUUCGACUUUCGGUUAUUUGAAAUGAAAUCAUCUCCAAAAUAUAGUUUUUUUUUUAAGCCAUAGAAAGUUGGUUUCACUUUCAGUUAUAAAAUAAAUAAAACAAGGAACUUGUCUAUUGGCCCCGCAUUGAAGACCAAAAUUGGUUAAAGAAAAUUGGUUAAAACUAUAUACCACCAUAUUUUGCACAUGUAAUUUUCUUUUCAUUAUGCAUCCUUAUUUCCAAAGCUAUCAUUAUUGUUGUUAUUAUUAUUAACCCUGCAUUAUAAUUAUAGUAAAAAAAAACUUAGAUAUUCUCACAGAGCAGAUUUGCCCUAACGUAAAAUUCCCCUUAGAUAUGAAUUUAGAUUGCUCCAAUCCUCUAAAUGUAAUUAUUGGCUGAGAGUCACGUCAUUGGCGGAGAAUCAGGCGGCAUUGGCGGGGUUGAAGAGGGCGACGAACGAUCCAUGCCAGGUAAACAUGCAGAUGCUUAUUUCAACUACAUUUUAGCUGCAACAAGUUUUAUCGGGUUUAAAUAUACUGUCGGCCUACCGUAGGUGACAUGAGUCUCACUAGUGUUCAGUAAUGUGCUUUUAAAAGUGUCUUUUAUUGAUUUAUUUAUUUGUAACAUUUAUUUUACUACAUGAAGGUCUACUUACUCUGCUGGCGUCUUGACCCAGUUUAUGCCCUCAUACAUUUAAACUCAGUUUUUCACAAUUCCUGACAUUUAAUCAUAGUAAAAACUCCCCGUCUUAGGUCAGUUAGGAUCACCACGUUAUUGUAAGGAUGUGAAAUGUCAGAAUAAUAGUAGAGAGAAUGAUUUAUUUCUACUUUUAUUUCUUUCAUCACAUUCCCAAUGGGUCAGAAGUUUACAUACACUCAAUUAGUAUUUGGUAGCAUUGCCUUGUGGUUGAAAAACAAGGUUUCAUGACUCCAACCUAUGUGUAUGUAAACUUCCUGCUUCAACUGUAUGUAUGUAUCGAUUUAUUUAUGUGGAAGCAGCAGCACACUUUAAUUUUCCAGGUCAAAUAUCACCGUAGGACAAUAAAUUGUAUCAUAUCAUAUGUUCAUGGACAGUUUUUCUUGAUCACAUGUCCUGUCCAGGAACACUCCUGUCCAGGAACACUCCUGUUCAUAGAGGGUUGGUAUGGUAUUAUAGUAACCCUCUGCCCCUGAACACUUUCCAGCCACAGCCCCAUGGAUACCGUAAUUAUCUAUCUCCCUUCAUUGCUCACUGCAGAUUGAAUUGCAUUGCUAAAUGUGUUUUUAUGAAUGAGAAUGUCAAAAUACUAGAAUUUUGGCUCCCAUUGUGCAUGAGUUACUUAG
Molecule: messenger RNA, 4751 nt
Organism: Oncorhynchus masou masou (cherry salmon)
Lineage: Eukaryota; Metazoa; Chordata; Actinopteri; Salmoniformes; Salmonidae
Product: protein stum homolog
Exons: 3
Coding region: 161-553 (130 amino acids)
Source: RefSeq, a predicted model, not a curated record